Fusarium venenatum is the source of this 1119-nucleotide messenger RNA. RefSeq lists its product as uncharacterized. NCBI's taxonomy places the organism in Eukaryota, Fungi, Ascomycota, Sordariomycetes, Hypocreales, Nectriaceae. The record is from RefSeq and is a predicted model, not a curated record.
AUGGUGACUGUUAAGUCUUUUUUCAUCCUUCUCGCGCUUGGCGUAGAGUCCUUUGCUGCAUCGAAUCCAACGGCGACUUGCACCAGCAAAUAUGGAACAGUCAGCAUUCCAUCCAACAAGAUUCCACGAGCGACAACAUCUAUCCAGACUAAGGUGACGGUCGUUAGAAAAGUUACUCGCAGAGUCACUGUUAUUGUCAUCCCCAAAGCAAAGACCACAACUCAACAGGUCACGGUCAAGACCACGGUGACGGCAACAGCUAACCCCAAUGUUAAAGUGGCGACUAGCAUAGUCACGGAUGAGCAAACUAGUGUCAUAACACGAAAGUUCACUACGACGCGUAUCGCAACAUCGUUUACCACCACUACCAAGUACACUACGAGUACCAUCCCUGCGUCACCCAGCUUCAAAGCUAUCAAGGAGUUUGGAGGCUACCAGGCGAAGCGAGCCAAGCCAGAUGUUAUAGCUGCUCUCCCCAUGGCUCUCACCAAGUCUCAAUACGUCCAGCGAGUCGACUGUACAAAGCGCAUCCCUUACACCUCGAUCAAGACUACAACAACUACCGUCCAAGGACCUCGAAAGACUCUCGCUCCAAAGACCAGUACCAAGCUUGUCACAACUACUGAAACAGAGACUUCGACAGAGUAUCCGGAUGAGGUCACCAGAACAGUGACUCAAACUGUGUCUCCUACUGUUACUAGUUUUGUUUCAGUCACAGAUACUUCCUCAUCUACUGAGACUGUGACCGUCGAGACUAUUAUCCCUGUUGCAGAGCAAUUCUACGCCGCCUGCGGUGCUAGCAACAUGCUGGUAACAGCCAAUGGCGGACACCCUGUACCUUAUGUCGACAUGAUGAUCGGUUUCGGCGUUGCGGUAGUGGAUGCUGCACAGGGAGAUGCCUACAAGUGCUGUACGACGUGCAUGCAGAACCCUCUUUGUUUACUUUCUUUCCUCUCGGAUUAUGAUGGAGGGUGCACACUUUUGACUUCCCCCACGAAUGUCUGUCCUAAUGGACAAGUUCGCAUUGGUCAGUAUAAGUCGCAGGCAGGCUCUACGUCGACUUAUCACUGGUCAAAUGGUCCCUGUGGGUAUGUUGAGAAUGGUGGAGAAGUGAAUUAA